Molecule: messenger RNA, 1401 nt
Organism: Chaetomium globosum CBS 148.51
Lineage: Eukaryota; Fungi; Ascomycota; Sordariomycetes; Sordariales; Chaetomiaceae
Exons: 2
Coding region: 1-1401 (466 amino acids)
Biological process (GO): ergosterol biosynthetic process
Cellular component (GO): mitochondrial outer membrane; endoplasmic reticulum membrane; lipid droplet
Molecular function (GO): 3-beta-hydroxysteroid 3-dehydrogenase (NADP+) activity
Source: RefSeq, a predicted model, not a curated record
AUGGCACCAGCCCCUUGGGAUGCAGUUCCAGCCGAAAACACCUUGUUCGUCUUGGUGACGGGCGGGAAUAGCGGCAUUGGUUUUGGCAUCGGCGAACGCCUUAUCGACGAGUACCUCACCACCCGCUCUCUCUCCUCGCAUCUCGUUGUGAUCCCCACUACGCGAAGCAUCAAGAAGUCACAAGAAACGAUCGACGGCCUCCGGAAACAUGCUAGAGAAUUUGCGGAAACAUCAACAGCUCUCCGUGCUCGCGCGGGGCCGAACUACGACCCGAAGCAGACCACGCGGCGAGUCCACAUCCUCAGCGUUCAACUCGACUUAUGCAACCUACCCUCCGUCCGCCGAUGCGCGAACCAGCUCGUUUCCGGAACUGUCAGUAGUCCCAGCGACGACAAUGAUUUCGUGUCUAUCUCGGACGCCAAGAUUCCGCGCCUAGAUUCCAUCAUCUUCAAUGCCGGAAUGGGAGGCUGGUAUGGACUCAACUGGCCCAAGGUCUUCCACAACAUCCUCACCAAGGGUCUCGUCAACGCCACGACAUGGCCAACCUUCAAGGGCGGCCUAAGUGGGCACAAGAUCGACCCAAUCAAGGGGACAAAGGGGGAGAAAGGCACGGAGCAGAUGGGCGAGGUCUUUUGCGCCAACGUGUUCGGGCACUACGUCUUCGCACAGCGGCUCGUGCCGCUCCUGACGCGCGCUACCGACAGCACCCUGCCACCGGGCCGCAUCAUCUGGGAAUCCAGCGUGGAGGGCGACUGGGAGAGCCUAUCACAAGACGAUUUCGAAGCGGUCAAGACCGAAGCCGCGUACGAAUCCACCAAGCGCCUAACCGACCUCAUGGCGCUGACAGCCACGCUCCCGACCUCCCAGCCCUCCGUCGCCAAAUACCUCAACACGACCAGCACCACCCCAAAAACCCGCCCCCCCAAAAUCUACCUCGUCCACCCGGGCGUCGUCCAAACCACGCUCUUCCCGCUCAACGCCUUCAUGUUCUUCUGGUACAACAUCGUGCUCUACGUCGCGCGGUGGCUGGGCUCGCCGUGGCACCCGAUCACGGCGUACAACGGGGCGUGCGCGCCCGUGUGGGUGGCGCUGCAGGAGCAGGGGUGGCUGGACGGGGCGCGGGCGGAGCGCGUCAAGUGGGGGACCAGCACGGACCGGGCGGGCGAGUGCCGCGUCAAGAAGACCGAGGUGGACGGCUGGGGGUGGGAAGGCCGCGUCGAGGAGGUGCGCGCGCUGAAGCAGGAGCACAAGCUCACGGGGCGGCGGCCCGGCGCGGUGGAUGCGACGGCGGAGACGCUGGCGGGGUUUGAGGAGCUGGGGGCUGAGUGUUGGAGGAAAAUGGAGGAGUUGAGGGAGCGGUGGGAGAAGAGGGCGGAUGCGGCUGAGGCCGGGCGGUCGUGA